AUUUGAAAAUGGGACCGUUUUAGGUGAACCCAAUGUGAUGACAGCAGACGAACGGUACAGAUUGGUGGAAAAAUAUGAGCAGGACAAAUUGGAAGAUGAUGCUGACCCUCCUUUCAAACGAAUUCUAUUCUGGAAUGAUUUUUUUGGUAUCCCUGAUUUCCGGCUGGGACUCGGCCGUGACGCCUUCCGCAAAUGGGACUGUCCCGUGUGGCAGUGCGAAACUUCGACCAAUCGAACGGACGUCCACGACUACGACGCUGUGAUUUUCCACAUGCGCAGCUGGAAGCCAAACGACUUGCCCAAACGACGAACACCUCAGCAGCGCUACAUUUUCUGGAUUUUAGAAUCCGCUGGAUGGCCGGAAUACUUGGACACGAGGAAUCUUGGCAACUUUUUCAACUGGACCUUGACUUAUCGAUGGGACUCGGACAUGGUCAUGCCCUACGGUUAUGUGAGACCCACCGGGAAGGUCCCCCUUCAUCCGAGUGAGGACCAACUGAAGAAAUUAAUGUCCGAUCAAAAAGUGAAUUAUGCGGCUGGGAAGACGAAAAUGGCGUCCUGGAUGGUCUCCAACUGCGGAGAUCAUAGCAGUAGGCAAAACUUGACCACUCUACUCCAGAAAUACAUUCAAGUCGACGUGUACGGCAAAUGUGGAAAUCUGACGUGUCCGAAGAGAGAAGAUGAAAAUAAUUCGAGCGAAGAGUGUCGAGAUAUGGUCGGCCAAAAUUACAAAUUUUACAUGGCCCUCGAGAAUUCGUUGUGUCGUGACUACAUUACCGAAAAGUUUUUCGGGAUGCUCCAACGUCCGGUGAUCCCGGUCGUUUUCGGCCUUCACGAUCACUACGACCAAAUUGCGCCAUCGCAUUCGUUCAUCAACGCGGCAAAAUUUGAAAAUAUGACGCAACUGGCCGAUUACCUGAUUUUACUCAACCGGAACGACACGCUAUACAACGAGUACUUUUGGUGGAAGCCUCACUUUGAAUCCAGGUACAAGCAAAAGGACGUCAACAUUGGCAUGUGUCACCUGUGUGCCUCACUCCACAACAAGGACAUGCCAGCGAAAGUUUAUCCGAACAUGAACCAAUGGUGGGAACAACAAUCGACCUGCAUCAAUUCACCUCCUAUUUCAUGACAUAAUUAUUCCACUUUUUGCCAGCAGUUGCCAGAUGACUAUCAAUAAAAUCAAGGAACUUGA
Molecule: messenger RNA, 1195 nt
Organism: Daphnia pulicaria
Lineage: Eukaryota; Metazoa; Arthropoda; Branchiopoda; Diplostraca; Daphniidae
Product: alpha-(1,3)-fucosyltransferase C-like
Exons: 3
Coding region: 38-1132 (364 amino acids)
Cellular component (GO): membrane
Molecular function (GO): alpha-(1->3)-fucosyltransferase activity
Source: RefSeq, a predicted model, not a curated record